This is a messenger RNA of Cokeromyces recurvatus, 240 nucleotides long. Its product is annotated as cytochrome b5-like heme/steroid binding domain-containing protein. The record is from RefSeq and is a predicted model, not a curated record. Bases 1 to 240 code for a protein of 79 amino acids. Lineage: Eukaryota; Fungi; Mucoromycota; Mucoromycetes; Mucorales; Mucoraceae. Gene Ontology annotation, molecular function: heme binding. Gene Ontology annotation, cellular component: membrane; intracellular membrane-bounded organelle. The transcript is spliced from 2 exons.
AUGUUUACAGAAGAAGAAAUUGCUUUACAUAAUAAAGAAGAUGAUUGUUGGGUUAUAGUUAAUGGAAAUGUUAUCGACGCAACCUCAUUCUUGUCUGAGCAUCCAGGUGGGAAAAGAGCUAUAUUAUUAUAUGCUGGCAAAGAUGCUUCUAAAGAGUUCAAUGCGAUACAUAUGCCAGAUGUAGUUCAUAAAUAUGCCCCUAAUACCGUUAUAGGCUCCCUUUUAAAGACAUCCAAAUAA